Ooceraea biroi (clonal raider ant) is the source of this 2213-nucleotide messenger RNA. It is a transcript of the gene spag, whose product is annotated as RNA polymerase II-associated protein spaghetti. Gene Ontology annotation, molecular function: protein binding. Lineage: Eukaryota; Metazoa; Arthropoda; Insecta; Hymenoptera; Formicidae. Gene Ontology annotation, cellular component: protein folding chaperone complex. The record is from RefSeq and is a predicted model, not a curated record.
GAGCGCAGACAACCCCGGCCCGUCUCAUACACUUGAGCGCAGAUUGCAGCGUUGAAUUUGAACAGAGCAGGAAGUGAACUGUGGCGCCAUCCCCAUGAGUCGUAACAGAAUAAUUAUAACAUUUCUUUGAAGAUAACGUAGAACUUUUGUAGAGUUUGAAAAUCGUAGCGCGUGUGUAACCUAACCUAACAAAUAUAAUCUAAAACAGCGAAGUUGGAAAUUAUUUAUAAUUUUGUUUAAAAAAUCAAUAGAGUUGUUGAAGCUCUUUGGGUUAAGAGGCUUUUGUGUUAUAUUCCUCUACGGCGAGGAGAAGGCGCAUUUAGUUCCGUUCGGAACGUCCAAAACAAAUCUAAAACAGCACGCUAGAUAUCUAACCAACACGUAACCUAACAUGCGUGUGUGAGUGGUGAUUGAAGCAAUAAUAGAUCUGCGAAAUUUCAUUUAUUAUGGAACUCGAGAAAUCCAUAUUACUACAAAAGCAGGUGAAGGAUAAUUCAGAGGAUUUACAGAGCGAAUUUCUGGACCUGAAAAAUUGGGAAGAGCAGAUGAAACGGAAGGAACGAGAACUCUUAAGUGAGCGGAGUGGCCAGGAAGUUCUGCCUCCAAUUAGAAGAAAAACUAAAAAGAGACCUAAGAAAGAAACGAAAGAGACCAAGGAGAUGGGAAAAAACUCUGAAAGAAUAAAAUCAAAUGAUUACGCAUCAUGGGACAAAUUUGAUGUUAACAAGGCCUGCAAAGACCUGGAAAAUGAAGAACAGUCUAAUAGCUCAUCGGAAGAGGCCAUGUCCAGGGAAGAAUUGGAAAAAGAACAUGAGAAGGCAAACAAGCAUAAACAACAAGGCAAUGUCUUCGUAAAACAGAAAGAAUGGGACAAAGCGAUCGCUUCAUACAGCGAGGCAAUCAAGAUUUUUCCCUACGAUGCCAUUUUUUAUGCCAAUCGGGCACUCUGUCACCUGAAGCGAGACAACUUGUACUCAGCAGAGGCAGAUUGCUCAUCUGCGAUACAGUUGGACGAUUCGUAUGUGAAGGCUUACCACAGACGAGCAACAGCUAGGAUGGAACUUAAACAAUACAAGGAAGCGAAACAAGAUAUAGAAAAGAUAUUGGUAUUGGAACCUUCUAACAAGGAGGCGCAGACGCUACUUGGCCAAAUUAACAAACGACUUGAGAGCUCAAAACCAAUUAUUAUAUCCGAAAAGGACUUGGCUGAAGAUAUUUCAGUAGAAAAGAAGAUUGGCGAGAAGAUGCUGGGCAACAUAAAGUCAAAUAGAAAGGUGAUCGAUGCUAAAGAGGAAGUUAAAAAGAAGCAGUCCAACGUAGAUUCUACUGUGAAACCAACAACCAAAGUAAAUGUAAGAAAACCGCUAAACUCAUGUAUCCCAGAGUGGCUACCGGAAAAGGACGAUGUUGCAAUUGUGCAACCUGUUACGAUACCACCUCACCUACGUUCGAAGGAGCCACUGAGGAAAAUACCUAUACAAGAAGCUGAUUUAACUAAACCUAUCAAAAAAGAAAAGAAAGUAUCGUGCAAUAAGAAGCAUGUGAAAUUAUCAGACAUUUCUCCUAUUAAUAUUACAAAGCAUACAGAAAGUGUAAGGAAGAAUGAAGAGGAAGAAAACUUGAGCAAUAGUUGCAUAGAAGUACCUUCUGUCCCAAAAACUGCAGUACAAUUCUUAAUAGAUUGGAAGAAAUAUACUUCACCUGCUUGUCGAUACAAAUAUCUAAAGCAAAUAGCACCAGAAAGCUUGCCGAACUUAUUUCAAAAUUCAAUGGAAAGUUUUAUUUUCGAUGAUAUUUUGGCAAUACUCAGGACAGAGUUUAUGAAGCGAGAGGAACCUAUAUUCUCAUACCUGAAAGGUCUCAGUAAUAUUAGCAGGUUCAGAACAUUCGUUAUGUUUAUCAGCAAUGCAGAAAAGCAAAACUUAAAACUUAUGUUUUCAUAUUGCAAAACAUCUGAGAAAAUAUCUGAGGAAGAAGUUGCAGAAUUGCAAAAUAAAUAUGAAAUUUAAAAAGAUGUGAAGAAAAAUACAAGUAAUUACAAAUCCAGCAUUAAAAAUUUUGCGCACAUGGUAAAUUAGGUAAGCGUUUAGCGAAAGAGUGGUUAAAUGUGAUUUCAUUAUCAUUAAGCAAGUAAUUUCUAAUUCAAUAAACUACAGUUUCGAGAUUUAUAAUUAGACUUUUGAAAAGAAUAAAGAAGAAGAGAGAGAACUCAA